UCUAUCAGCAUGUCGUUCGCCGUGAUUUUGGCAGCUUGUCAAACAUACUGGUUGGUUGAGUAUGAAACGAAGGGAGAAGCAUCCUUGAAGGCGUCUGCGGAUUGCAGAGCCAGAGCGGCUGCACUCAAAUACCUCAACAGCAUGGCGAUAUGUGUAAAUGGAGUCUAAUCCAGCUCCUUGUCGCGUUCGCCCUCGACCUUCUGACGUUGUUACCCAUCACGCGCACGGAUCCCACUUCAGCCGCGGCAGAUCCCGUGCUUCCCUUCGCCAGCUAUCUCGAACUGGCCUGCUACACCUUCACCAGUCCGACCACCGAGUCCGUACAGCCAAUCAUGAAACCUGCAGACGUUGAUGGAGCUGUACCCGUCAGGCCAAGCCCUCCCACGCCAGAGCGACUAACACCUGAGCAAGUAUACGCUCAUGCCAAGGCAGAGCUUGAACGGCUCGUUGAUCUAGUCAAACGAGAGCGAAUAGGACUUCUAGAGAUACCAGCCUCGGAUACUGCUAGCAGUCUCGUCGACAUAGAGCAAGUUUUAGAUGACUCGGAAAUACAGACUUCCUGGAUGCAGGCUUUACUUAGGAAUCACUUUCAAGAACACCUGCAGAACGAAGACCCCACGUCCGAGGAGUAUAGACAAGUAGUAGAGGCUCUGGACAGUUCUGAAUAGAUCUUCAGGCAAGUAGCUACUGCUCGUAAACAGCUGCCCAGCCGUCAAUUAUAUUGCGGUGAAUUGCAACCACAGUUUCGCUGUCUGGGGGCUCAAGACUGUCGCCAAGGCGUGCAUGACAGUGUUGCCACAGAACAAGGAUACUCCUGAUGCCACGUCUGGUACGUUUCCUCCAUGUUUUGGUCAACCCACAUAUCAGCGCUCCUGCACCAAGCAAUAUAUCGCAAUCGACGACCGAUCAAAGGAACCUAUCACGGCCAAUGAGAUACCUGCUAGUCGAGUCGAAGUUCCCUACCCAGA
Messenger RNA from Aureobasidium subglaciale EXF-2481, 968 nucleotides. RefSeq lists its product as uncharacterized. The coding region runs from base 150 to 668 and encodes 172 amino acids. Lineage: Eukaryota; Fungi; Ascomycota; Dothideomycetes; Dothideales; Saccotheciaceae. The record is from RefSeq and is a predicted model, not a curated record. The transcript has a single exon.